Lineus longissimus is the source of this 5654-nucleotide messenger RNA. RefSeq lists its product as uncharacterized. Lineage: Eukaryota; Metazoa; Nemertea; Pilidiophora; Heteronemertea; Lineidae. The transcript is spliced from 16 exons. The coding region runs from base 220 to 2922 and encodes 900 amino acids. Gene Ontology annotation, molecular function: protein binding. The record is from RefSeq and is a predicted model, not a curated record.
CAAUGGAAACUACCCUAUAUCCACUGCAUGAAUAGUACAUGCUAAGCUAGCGGCUAUUAGAAAGUUUUUUUGUCAAUCUUUACUGUUUGUGUACCCCAUGGAACUAUUCUUGUUUAGUGUUAUAGAAAAUACUGAGGGAGGAAAUCAUCCGCUUGUGAUAGAGACACCCUGAUACGGGGAUAUUUCUGAAAUUGACAGGCAAGGUAUGAUCUGACCAUCAUGUCGUCAGAGUUCCAGUCAAAGUAUAUCCCGUCCAACCGACCUGAGGAGAAGUUCAUUGAGGACACCAGGCUACACCGGCUGAUCAGUGCGGCCACAGAGAACUCAAUCAGAGAGGCAUGGCGACUCAUUGGGAGAAUGAACGCGGAUGACUUCAAGGCAGCCACAGAAAAAGACCGAAACACCUACCUUCAUCAUCUUAUCUCUGUGGCCAGUAGACUGCACGCCAAGGCCGGGGAGGUCACUUCUGCCAUUCCGCUGAUGUACAAGUUGAUCCUGCGCGGGGUCGACGUGAACGCUAAGAACAAUGCAGGGAAUACUGCCAUGCAUCUUGCGUGCUUUAAACCAUUUGGUGACGUGUUUUGUCAACAUCUCAUUCGAGCAGGUGCUGAUCCUGGCAUUGCGAAUGAACAGAACUGUCGGGUCAUCCACUGUUUCAAAGAACAUUCAUGUCAGCUCGUCAAGGGACAGAAGAACGCCAAAUCGGGAAUAUGGAGUGCAGUUGAAUCCGAAAACAUCGAAUUAGCCAAGCAAUACCUGAACGCUUGGGUGCGGGUCAACACUUACAGACAACGACGUAAGCUGAUGAACGUUGCUGACGAAACUGGGAACAUUGAAAUGUUGAAGUUAUUAGAAAGGUUUGAAAAUACGAACGAGUUGGUAUGUGCUGCACUUGCCUGUGAUGGGCCAAAGGUGAAGGAAUUGCUUAGUAUAAAGACAGACAGAUGCAACCUGUCCACCUGUGACGAGUCAUUCCCCAUUCCCAAGCCGCUGGUCGCCGCGGUAAAGGAAAUGGGUCAACUAUCAGCGGAUGUGGUUAAGCUACUAUUAAAACACGGUGCAACUGAUGAUAAAGAUUACCAAGCGAAAAUCACGGAAUCGUACAGCGAAUUUCAAACGACGCCGUUUUACUUGAACCUUGAAGAGAACACGCCUCAAUCCACCCUGGCUGCUCUGGAACAGCUUAAGGCUGGUUCGGUCAACGUACACGCCCGCAGCAACCGACCCGAGUCGGAUGGGUACACGUAUCUUCAUUUGGUAGUAGAAAGAUACUACGCCACAGAGGAUGUGGUCGUCAAAAACCACCUGGUCCGAAUACUUUACCGACUGGCGCUAGAUGGCGUUGAUGUCAAUGCCCGUGAUGCGCAUGGCGAUACAAUCCUUAUCAAGGCCUUCAAUGAAGAGGACAGAAGGUUACUGGAACAUGUGAUUAGAUUGGGUGUUGAUGCUUCCAUUCCAUCUGGAAACGGCGAGGUCGUCUGCAUGGAGAAGUAUGACCACAAAGGCCGCUACGUACUCACCAAGAAACCCCGCCGAAUAGAUAUGCCCGGCCUUUGGGUGGCUGUGGAAGACAACGAUGUAGACAGGGUCAAACGAUGGUUGAAGGUCUGGUGCAGAGUCAAUAUCACGCGGUUUGACCGCAAGGUUUUGGAGGUUGCACGCGCCAAAGGUUACACAGAGGUCGCCUCUGCUCUGGAGGAGUACGCACACGUGAAUGAGUUCGUCUGUUCCACAUUUGCGUGCGAUACGAAGAGAAUGAAGCAUUACCUAGCACUUGGAAAGGGAAAAUGGAAAGUCAACAUCAAAGAUGAAUUCUACCAUGCGGGCUACAAGCAUGACCGAAGCUCAGAGUACGUGCCGCGACCUCUAAUCAUCUCCGCUAUCGAGAUCUGUACUGCUGAAGUUGUGAGGUUCCUGCUAGAGUACGGGGCCGACCUGACGGUGCAGUAUGAAGAAUGUGCUCCGUGUGGACCAGCUGCAUUCUGGGCUUUCCGGGACGUGAUUGACUGUGACGUCACCAAAGAGGUGGCAAAAGCAGCCGAUCUAGUCCUGCGGGACGAGCGAGGGGCAACCAUGCUGCACAAGGCCAUCCUAAAAAAGGAUGCAAAAAAGGCGGAAAUCGUGAAAGUUUUACUGGAACGAGGUAUCAAUGUUGCAUCACGUGACCUUAAUGGUCUAACCGGAAGGGACUAUUGCACCAUGGGAGUGAUUCCUGAUAUAGAAGCCAAUCAAAUUCGGCCUGUGAUUGAUGACUACGUUUUGUACUGUGUCUCGACAGGCGAAUUCGAGAUUGUUGAGAGACUUAUACUGGAUGGUUAUGAUCAUAUUCUAGACAUUAGUGGCACUGCGAAGAAGAAGACAGCGAGGGAACUGGCUUACUUGAAGGAACAAAAAGACAUCUUGGAAUUGCUCGCUGAAAUUCCUGAAUACGAGGUGCUGAUUGACUCGCUCCACACAGCCUGCAAAUCCGGCGAUCUCAAGACACUUACAAAGCUUUCUCAAGAGAAGAAAGGGGCCUAUGGUAAAGACAAGGGAGGGCGCAACAUGCUUCACAUGGCAGUUUUGUGGGGCCAAGCGGAGGUUGUAGCAUGCGUGGUAGAGCAGUAUCCUGAUCUUAUCAAGGACAAAGACAACCUGCUUCGAACACCCGUUCAUUACGCCUGCUGCCUUGGAGAUGGAAGGAAAAUACUGCAGAUCAUAAAUACGGCAGGCAUGACUAAUCUCGCUGUCCUUGACGCAAACAACAUUAGCGCCGUAGAGUACGUGAGGGAGAUGGAUAAGGAGACACCGACACUCAGUAAGACUCGAGGCAGGCGUGUCAACGACUACAAGGUGCGAGAAGCAAUGGUCAAAGAGCGAGAGAAAGUCUACGGUGAGCUUCCUCAGACGGAUGGGGAAGCAUGUCAGCAGCAGUCCGCAUGAGCAGGAACUGAUUCUGGAGGCAACAUUCAAGGCAGAUGAUCACGGUGGCACGGUUACCAACUCAAAAAUUAGGAGAUAAACCAAACAUUUCCCUAAUUAGUCAAAUCCACAUGCACCAGAUGCAUAAGUAGAGAACAUUUAUCGUGCAAACUGUACUCCCCUAUUGUAUUAUCACUGACGGAUUGUGGUACAAUAUAUGGUUCUACACGCGUAUGUAAAGGCCAUGUCUGUCAAUACCUCAGAGAUGAAAAGCGCACGAUAGAAUCAUUUGUGCCUUCAAACUUCUACACCGGAACAAGAUAAAUACCCUUCUUGGAGUUCAUGCUUAACUUUGUUAAUUUCGCUGACUUUUCACUUGUAUAAGACGUGAUGAUGAUGAACUGACUGUGAUAUUUCAAAGAUCUUAACAGAAAACUCAAAUAGUUUCUAUAACGUCAUCGAUAUGACCAGUCUGCCAUUUUCUGAAAUGGAGAUAUCAGCGCCAUCUGAGUUGUACUAGCCUUGUCUACUUACACAUUAAUUAUCAUGAUGAUAUUCAACGCCAUGUCAAUUCUAUAACUCAUUACCCUCUGUUCAUGCAUUUCGUGCCAUUAUACUAUUUCAUAUGCAUGGAGUCAUUCAAACUAUACGGAAUCUUUGAGUGGAGUUUUCUCAAAAUGAAAAAUUCGCUGAUUAGUCACUUCGAGAAAAUCAUGGACGACGUGCUUUGAUAUACUACAGAGUAUCAAUGGCUUAUUAUAAACCGCGAGAUGAGGAAUUGCGAAAUCGCGAGAUGAGUAAUUAUUAUUUUCUGCCACAAGAUUUUCUACUUCCCCGGACCAUGACAAUCACCAUUUCUAACGCUACUGUCCACUUCUCCAUUCAAUGAUAGUAGGGCCGAAGACAAUACAAAGGUUACAUGCAACUGCAUGUUCAUCUUGACCACAAAGGUUUUUGCAACUUAUCAAGAUAUACUGUGAGUAUAAUACCACGAGGUUCAUGAUGCUGCAUGUAUCAAGAUUAUUUUCACGUUACGCCUGGCGGCACAAGUCACCAUACACAAGAUUGACCGAUAGCAAGGGCUGACUUCGAUUGCUUACUCUAGGGUGGAGUGCGAGUGCCCGAGCGUGACGUCACCGAUGAGGUAAUGCGUGCUCUGCGCAUGUCGAGUGAGGGGAACAAUCGAACGGCCCGCGAGAAUGGAGUAGCGAAUAAUCAUGGCGGCGCCGAACUUAAAUCGUGAGUUUGUGAUAAGUUUUUUCCAAUUUGACGAGUUACUCCAGCCCCCAGACGGUCAAUUCCUUGGCUGAUCAUGUACAUUGACGGUGCAGGCCUACUUUGUACAAACUGUGUUGUUUAGGCCCUUUCAGUGUCUGAGAACGCAUUACAACCGAUGUCAGCUAGCAAUCCGAUAACUAUUGUUCUAGUUCUACUUCAUUUAGGGAUAUUUGGUAACGAACAGAAGAAAUACGGCCAAAAACAGGGGUUUUUUUCAUCAGAAAACGUGCUUACAAGUUGCUGGCAGCCAUGAUUAAUCACGUGUUCUGCGGGUAAUUCAAAACCCACUCCUGUGCGGUCCAGGGUAGUCCUCGAGGAACUAAGUAGGUCAAAUAUGACGUCACUCGGGUAGUCACCCGAGCAAAAUUCUAUGUUCGAUUGCUCCCCGAGUCGCUCGGGGAGAACUCGAGUAAGCAAUCGAAGUCGGCCAUAGGCAUGCACCUGGUGAACGUCUGGUCAUCCCUCAAAAUAGCGCGGGAUAGUCUGACAAUCGAAACUAGGCUAUAAAUUAGGUUAAAUUCCACACAUCGCACAGCGGAGUCUAUUUCAAUGGGCCAAUCAAAACAAGGAUAGCUCCCUACUACAGCCUCGGUCUCAUGAAUGUUCGCCUUUUCAGGUUCCAUAUUUGCUACACAUCCUGUGACGAAUGGUACGCUCACCGAGGUUGGCAUCUCGCGAUUUCGCAUUCCGCAUCUCGCGGUUUAUAAUAAGCCAGUAUCAAUCGUAGUCAACUGCGCUUAUCGUUUUUCUUCUCUCUAAAACAUUUUUCUUGACUCUAAAGUCAUUCAGAAGAGCAUAGCAGCCGGUGUGAUUUGUUAGGGAUUUCAUGAAUAAGCCAGGUGUUCUCUAGCAGGCUGCGAUAGUUUAACUGACCUUUGCACACAGGAUUUAUUUGAUAGACAGCCAUUCAUGUGAUCAUUGGAGUAGUCAUGAUGAUAUUCUUAUAAGAUUAUUAGAUGGGAUCUUGGCAAAGUAUAAAAAUCCUGCAUGAACUCGUAAAAAAUGUCCUUCGCGAAAUUGAAUAUUAACUGAAUAUCGUUUUUUUUUCAUGACCUCGGCAGCUCAGUUGCUUCCCCUGUCAAUUUCAAAGAAUGAUGUUUGGUCAAAAGGGUAGUCGUUUGCCCCUUCGUGCCAUGCACUCUGGCUACGGCUAUCUUAUAUGCCACACGGAAAGAUAUGUUUGGCGAUUACCACACGGUGGUCAAUCACAUUUACACUGGUUACGGGCACAAUAGUAUACUCGGCCGAAUAUUUUCUCAAACGUGCCUAUAGGUACUCGAAGGUGUAUUGUGUCUUCUUCAGGUUUUAACCCACAGCCUCAACUACCAUUAUUAUCAUUUAGCCCUCUAAUCAAUGUUUAUAAACGAUACAGUAUGAAACGAAGACGUUCUUCAAAACUCGUCCUUCUGUAAAAAUGUGACUGGCAACACUGUACAGUGUAUAUAUAAUAUUUUACCGAAAUAAAUGCCUAUUAA